Molecule: messenger RNA, 2789 nt
Organism: Musca domestica (house fly)
Lineage: Eukaryota; Metazoa; Arthropoda; Insecta; Diptera; Muscidae
Gene: Inx2
Product: innexin inx2
Exons: 2
Coding region: 510-1607 (365 amino acids)
Biological process (GO): phototransduction
Cellular component (GO): plasma membrane; gap junction
Molecular function (GO): gap junction channel activity
Source: RefSeq, a predicted model, not a curated record
CAACCAGUUGAAAUCUUCUAUUCGAACAGAGCGUUUAAGUGACGGUGUGACAGCGUCCGUCUAACGUCGUCGCUAAUAAACAAAAAAGCAACAGCAACAAAAAUCAUAAUAAUAGAAACAACAAGAAGUGAAAUUAUCUCCAUCAAAUGAUUAUCUCGUUUUAGAGAAUAAUUUAGCAGUUUUUUAAAUGAAGUUUUGUUGAGAAGAAAAAUUUCAAAAUUUUCGAAGCGCGUCGGUCUAAAACUGGAGAAGAAGAUAUCGGAAUUUGCCAAACCAACCCGCUAUUAAUAUGAAGUUUAAGUGAGAGACCCACGUUGUUCGGUUUACGUUUUAAUUUUUUUUUUGGUUCGAAUUUUUGUUUUCGGGAAAAGAAAAAGAAUCCACCGGUGGCUAAGGGAAUACAAACACUGUUCCGCCAAGCAAAAAGAGACUGAGACUUGAGGAGAAUUGUGCAAACGAAAGAAAGAAAAACUAUUCUGUGAUUUUUGUUUUAAAACCCAAACGGCAAGAUGUUUGAUGUUUUUGGCUCCGUCAAGGGGCUGCUGAAGAUCGAUCAGGUCUGCAUCGACAACAAUGUCUUCCGCAUGCAUUACAAGGCGACGGUAAUCAUAUUGAUUGCCUUCUCAUUGCUGGUGACCUCCCGCCAGUAUAUUGGUGACCCCAUCGAUUGUAUUGUGGACGAGAUCCCCUUGGGUGUUAUGGACACCUAUUGCUGGAUUUACUCCACAUUUACGGUGCCAGAACGUUUGACGGGUGUGACGGGCCGCGAUGUUGUGCAGCCCGGUGUGGGCUCGCAUGUUGAGGGCGAGGAUGAGGUGAAGUACCACAAAUACUAUCAGUGGGUGUGUUUUGUGCUGUUCUUCCAGGCCAUAUUGUUCUAUGUGCCGCGCUAUUUGUGGAAGUCCUGGGAAGGUGGACGUUUGAAAAUGUUGGUCAUGGACCUGAACAGCCCCAUUGUCAAUGAUGAGUGUAAAAAGGAUCGCAAACGUAUUUUGGUCCAAUACUUUGUGGACAAUCUGAAUCGCCACAACUUCUAUGCAUUCCGUUUCUUCCUGUGCGAGGCCCUAAACUUUAUCAACGUCAUUGGCCAGAUUUAUUUUGUGGACUUCUUUUUGGAUGGCGAAUUCUCCACCUAUGGCAGUGAUGUCUUGAAAUUCACCGAAAUGGAGCCGGAUGAGCGCAUUGACCCCAUGGCCCGAGUCUUUCCCAAAGUCACCAAAUGUACAUUCCACAAAUAUGGUCCUUCCGGUUCGGUGCAGAAAUUCGAUGGUCUCUGUGUGCUGCCCCUCAACAUUGUCAACGAGAAAAUCUAUGUCUUCUUGUGGUUCUGGUUUAUCAUUUUGUCAAUUUUGUCUGGCAUCUCUUUGGUCUAUCGCAUUGCCGUUGUAAUGGGUCCCAAAUUGAGACAUCUAUUGUUGCGUGCCCGUUCCCGCCUGGCCGAAGUCGAUGAAGUGGAGGCUGUGGCCAAACAAUGCAACAUUGGCGAUUGGUUUUUGCUCUAUCAGUUGGGCAAAAACAUCGAUCCCUUGAUCUACAAAGAAGUGAUAGCUGAUCUCUCACACGAAUUGGGUGUUAAUACAAGUCUCAAGCAACGCAUGGAGCCCUAAGUGGGUGUGCCAGCAACGACGCCAUCAUCAACGAACACCACCAACCAACCUAACAACCAACCACAACAUGAAAUAUAUUACUAUGUGAGCUGCCUUCAGAGUAUCUGCCUUUGAAAAAAAAAAAAACUCUGCCAAUCAUUAAAGAUAAUAUUUUUUUAAAUGUAAUCUUAAACUAGAAGUGUGUGGCGAUAAUACUAAAAAAAACUGAAAAAUGAUAAUGAAUUUUUGAAAAAUAUUUUUGAUAAGACCAAUAUUUUCUAAAAAAAGGUUUACAAAAAUACAAAUUCCAUGUAAAUCAUAGAUGAGUAGCAACUACUUCUUUGUAAAUUACAAGAAAACGACACUCACACAUACAUACAAACAUAUGAGUAUUGUGAGGGAUAUAAACACUUUGAAAAGUGAUAAUAAUAAAUAUUCAAAAAAUAUUAUUAUUAUAUUUUCGAAAAUACAAAAAAAUGAAAUAAAAAUAUAUAAACAUAUAUACGGCAUGAUUUAUAUUUACCAUAUUUAUACAACAGCAACAAACAAAACGCAUAAAAAAGACAAUCUAUAUAACGAAAAAAAUAUUAUUUUUUUAAUAAUAAUAAUAAAAAUAAACUACAUAAUUAUAUUUGUAAUAAGAGUUGUGAUCAUUGAUUAAGCAAUCAAAUAAUUUUAGCAAUUUUAUUAUAUAGUUCUUUUUUUAUAUAGAAUUUAAAACAAAAUUAUUGAAAAAAAUAGAAAAAAGUAAAGAAAAAAAUACAAAAAAAAAAUAAAAUCAAUGAUUUUAGAGAUAUAAGGUUCUGUAUGGCGAAUGUCAAACAAGCCAGUCGAAUUGAAGACAAUCAUUAAAGAAUUUAACAUAAAAGUUCUGCAGAUUUGCAAUUCGUCAAAACAGAACUAGAUCCACCCUCUCCUCCAACACAUUAAUUUCUGUAACUUAUAUUUCCAUUUUUCAUUAGUUGCUAUUUAAUUAAACAAGACAGAAAGCAUUUAAUAUUUUUUUAUUUAAUUUCAAUUUUUUUAUUUCAAUUAUUUUGCAUUUAGUUUAAGCGCCAACUCAAAAAAACCCCACAACUUUAGAGAAUUUUUUUCUAACAAAAAUCUUAGUUCUAUGAAAAAAUAACACAAUUUUAGGAUCUUUCUUUUAUUUUUAUUUUUUUAAUAUUUAUAUAUAUUUUUUUGUCAUUUAUUUUAUUAUUA